This is a messenger RNA of Jatropha curcas, 2500 nucleotides long. RefSeq names its product BRASSINOSTEROID INSENSITIVE 1-associated receptor kinase 1. Lineage: Eukaryota; Viridiplantae; Streptophyta; Magnoliopsida; Malpighiales; Euphorbiaceae. Gene Ontology annotation, biological process: protein phosphorylation. The record is from RefSeq and is a predicted model, not a curated record. Gene Ontology annotation, molecular function: protein binding; ATP binding; protein kinase activity.
AUGGUGCAAGGAUUCUCCCAUUGACUAAGCGCCCUCUCCCUUCCUUCUACUACCAGUACUACUGAGUCCAUCAAAUCUUAAGCCCCAAACACCAAGAACUUGCCCCUAUUAACUACCAAAAGUCUCUCCAAACAUAGCUUGUAUUGAUUGAUAGAUCCUUCUCCUUAAAUUUCCCCAUUUACACCAACCAGAACCCAGCAAAAUAUUAACAUUUUAUAUUUGGAUUUUACCCUUUUUGGUUAUUUUCUGGGUCAACGUUAGUUUUUGAUACAAGUCAAGGGACUCUGAAGUUGGGAUUCUGUUCUUCUUGAUAUUUUGAGCGUCUGCUUUGAAACCAGUAUGAGAAAUUUUGGUGCGUAAUCGAGCAAAAGAUGUGGGCGAUCUGGCGCUUGGCCUUAUUUUGGUUGAUUUUUCUGUUUUAUUUCGUUUUCAAAGUUGCAAGUAAUGCUGAAGGCGACGCUUUGAAUGCAUUGAAGACCAAUUUGGCGGAUCCUAACAAUGUCCUACAGAGUUGGGAUCCUACCCUUGUUAAUCCCUGCACUUGGUUUCACGUUACUUGCAAUAGUGAAAAUAGUGUCACCCGAGUUGACCUUGGAAAUGCAAAUCUAUCAGGUCAACUGGUUCCACAGCUUGGUCAGCUUACAAAUUUGCAGUACUUGGAACUUUAUAGUAAUAACAUAAGUGGAAAAGUUCCAGACGAGCUUGGGAAUUUGACAAACUUGGUGAGCUUGGAUCUUUACUUGAACAGGUUAACUGGUCGAAUUCCACCGACGCUGGGCAGGCUUCAAAGACUCCGCUUCCUGCGUCUCAACAACAACACCUUGUCGGAAACGAUUCCUGUGUCUUUAACUACCAUUACAACAUUGCAAGUCCUGGAUCUUUCAAAUAACAAUCUAACAGGAGAUAUUCCAGUCAAUGGCUCCUUUUCCUUGUUUACUCCCAUCAGUUUUGCCAAUAAUCCACUCAAACCUCUUCCAGUUUCUCCAUCUCCUCCUCUGACUCCAUCUUCGCUUGCUCCUUCAAGUGGUAACAGUGCGACCGGAGCUAUUGCGGGGGGAGUUGCUGCUGGUGCUGCUUUGCUGUUUGCUGCCCCUGCUAUUGCUCUCGCUUAUUGGCGACGAAGAAAACCACAGGAUCAUUUCUUUGAUGUACCUGCUGAGGAGGAUCCAGAAGUCCAUCUUGGUCAGCUUAAAAGGUUUUCGCUGCGUGAAUUACAAGUUGCAACAGAUUAUUUUAGCAACAAAAACAUUUUAGGUAGGGGUGGAUUUGGAAAGGUUUAUAAAGGACGCUUAGCUGAUGGUACUCUAGUAGCAGUGAAAAGAUUGAAAGAGGAGCGCACACAGGGUGGGGAGCUGCAGUUCCAAACAGAAGUUGAAAUGAUCAGCAUGGCUGUACAUAGAAAUUUGCUUCGCUUACGUGGUUUUUGCAUGACUCCAACAGAAAGAUUGCUUGUAUACCCUUUCAUGGUCAAUGGAAGUGUAGCUUCAUGUUUAAGAGAGCGUCCUGCAGAUCAGUCCCCACUUAACUGGUCAAUACGGAAGCGAAUUGCAUUGGGGUCUGCAAGGGGACUGGCAUAUUUACAUGAUCAUUGCGAUCCUAAGAUUAUUCACCGUGAUGUGAAAGCUGCAAAUAUAUUGUUGGAUGAAGAAUUUGAAGCGGUUGUUGGAGACUUUGGAUUGGCCAAGCUCAUGGACUACAAAGAUACUCAUGUAACUACUGCAGUGCGUGGCACAAUUGGGCAUAUAGCCCCUGAGUACCUAUCAACUGGGAAGUCUUCAGAGAAAACUGAUGUUUUUGGGUAUGGUGUCAUGCUUCUUGAAUUGAUAACUGGACAGAGGGCUUUUGAUCUUGCUCGACUGGCAAAUGAUGAUGACGUCAUGUUACUUGAUUGGGUGAAAGGGCUUCUAAAAGAUAAGAGGUUGGAAACAUUGGUAGAUGCGGAUCUGCAGGGUAAUUAUGUGAAUGAUGAAGUGGAGCAGUUGAUCCAAGUGGCCUUAUUGUGCACGCAAAGCUCCCCAAUGGAAAGACCCAAGAUGUCAGAGGUGGUGAGAAUGCUGGAAGGUGAUGGAUUGGCAGAAAGAUGGGAGGAGUGGCAGAAAGAGGAAAUGUUCCGGCAAGAAUUCAACCACGCUCACCAUCCCAACACAAAUUGGAUUGUCGAUUCCACGUCCCACAUCCCUCCAGAUGAAUUGUCUGGUCCCAGAUGAUCUGUUAUCUUCACGGAAGCUCAUUUUGUCCAAAAUUGAUAUUUACACAUUUGUGCAUAUAAUUUUUCUUUUUGCUCUUUUUUUUUAUCCCUUAUUUUCAAUGUCUAGUUUACAUCACAUGUUGGAAUUUGAUAAAAUGAUGCUGUAAUUUUUAUAGGGCGUUCUGAAAGUUCAGGUGCUUUUAAACAGUGCAGGAAUUGCCAUGGAAGCACCCACCAUAUAGUUUUCAUGUAUUCAACAAUUAGUGGAGCUGGUUACACAAAUAAAUACAUUUACCGUCAUUUUUCGUUUCC